GGCAUGAUUCUGCGCCAUCCAUUUUCCAACUCCCUCUUCCAUCUCAGUUCACCACUCCUCUCUCCCCUGAGAAAGCUUCAUGGUUGGCCCUUGAUAAACAGUCUUAACCCUCAUCCAUGGCUGUUUCGCUGAAUUCGUUCCUCAGCUUCAACCCCGCCACAAAUUACCAGCAGGGGCAGAGAGAUAAUGCUGGGGUUCUGUUACUGAAGCUCCCGUCUCUUUCAGGACCAGUCGGAUUAAGGAAAUCUACUCGAGGGAAAAGAUCAAGGUCCUGCCUCGUAGCUGUUGGUGGCGAUAAUGUCGCCACAGAGACUAGCGACAAAGGCACUAAAUCCUUUGAGGCAUCAGAUUCCAGUGGCGAGUCUUCAGACAAUGCCUCUGGUGUAAGCCCUUCAACAGAAAGUGUCAAAAGUGAAGAACAAAGCAGGGCAAUCAGUCCUGCAGAGGAGGGCAAGCCAAGCUCGAACGUGAAAAGAGCUCCCUUGACAGCAAGGGAGAGGCUUAGGGCAGCAAGGGUACUGAGCCGCUACACAGACUCAAAGCCAUCAAAGCCCAUGCUCGGCAGCAGGCUACUUGAUGCUCUGCAACAAUCUGAUAAAGGGAAGAAGCGGCCAGGGCUCCCCGAAGCACCGACUAACAUGUUGGACGACAGCAAACGAGGGAUGCCCAAGGAGGGCUGGACAAUAGAACUCCCAGGCGGUAUGGAUGUCUUUUUCAUCAUAUUAUCUUUCGUGUUGAUUAGUACGGUGAUGUUUGCUACUACUUUCGUUGUGUGGAAAGUGGGAGCCAUCCAUUUCAACGAAUAUUAAGGGAGUUGGAGUUGGAGUUGGUUAGUGAAUCUCUGCAACUUGCUCUUUCUAUAUCUGUAGCACUUAAUUCGAUCAUAUUAUUAGUUACAGUCUUCCCUGUAAAUUGAAUAUCCAAGUAUUUAUCACCAUUACAUGCUUUAAUGAUCUAAAAUUUGUUUUUGUAUA
Molecule: messenger RNA, 974 nt
Organism: Salvia hispanica
Lineage: Eukaryota; Viridiplantae; Streptophyta; Magnoliopsida; Lamiales; Lamiaceae
Cellular component (GO): chloroplast thylakoid membrane
Source: RefSeq, a predicted model, not a curated record